Molecule: messenger RNA, 4095 nt
Organism: Grus americana (Whooping crane)
Lineage: Eukaryota; Metazoa; Chordata; Aves; Gruiformes; Gruidae
Gene: LCP2
Product: lymphocyte cytosolic protein 2
Exons: 21
Coding region: 220-1824 (534 amino acids)
Biological process (GO): cell surface receptor protein tyrosine kinase signaling pathway; intracellular signal transduction
Molecular function (GO): protein binding
Source: RefSeq, a predicted model, not a curated record
AUUUUGUGUUAGAGGAAGCAGUAUCUCUCUUGGAUGUCCUAACAACAUAGUUCUAAAUUAAAAAAACCCAAAACAACACAGUCUUAAACAGAAGCAGCUGGGUAUUAGGCAAGGAAUUACUGGACACACUGGAGGUGAUCACACGCAGAGAAUAUAUGGCUGUGUCAUCAAUAGUACUGCUAUGAACGUUCUCUAACUGCCUAGAGAAGAAAAGUUACGAUGGAUUUACGAAACAUUCCCUACCGUUCAGACGUGGUUACAUGGAACGCAGAUGACUUAGCAGAAUAUUUUAGGAUGUUAAAGUAUAAGGACUGUGAGAAAGUUGUGAGAAAGCACAGCAUAAAUGGACAAAGGUUUUUGAACAUGUCUGAAAAUGAUAUUCAGAAAUUUCCCAAACUCAGAGUGCCAAUUGUAAGUAAAUUAAGUCAAGAAAUAAACAAAAAUGAAGGGAAGCUAUCUUUCUUUCCAAAAUGGGCCCAAACACAAAAAUCUCCUGAAAAUCCAGGAUACAGUCAAGAAGACGGUGACUGGUCUUCAUUUGAUGAAGAUGAUGAUGACUAUGAAAGCCCUGAUGAUGACCAGGAAAAGGAAGAUGAAGCUGACUAUGAAUCACCAACAGAAGAACCUGAGGAAGCAGAACAUGACAGUGAUGGCUAUGAGCCACCUCCAUCCAAUAAUGAUGAAGCACACCACAAUGUCAUAUUUCCUGCCAAGUCACUUGCAAACAACACAGAUUAUAUAGACAGACCACCAACAACUAGAUCAUCACAUCAGCCUCCAGUACCACCCCAGCGACCUGGCCCAUCCCCAGUACCAGCCUCAUUUGGGGGAAGAGGUGCUUCUCUGCCAGCUUUUCCUCCUCCGCCAAGCAACAAUGACUUGAGUAGAGACAGAAAUAUCAAGCCUUUGAAACCCCCAGCUCCUUCUAUAGACAGAAGCACAAAACCCCCACUGGAUCGCCUUGCUCCCCCAUUUGAAAGAGAAAGCCCAGCAUCAGGGAGGAAGCCGGGCUUUCCUGAAAAGCCUCUGACUUCGCAGCUAAGAUCCCUGGGGGAACAGCUAGCAAUGAUGCCAAAACCUCCUGUCCCACCAAGUGACAGAUAUGAAAGAGGCAAUCCUACUCCUCCAAGGAAGCAAACCCCUGUAAAGCAGGGUUGGCCACCACACAAAAAAAAUGAAGAGGAAGAAGACACUGCACCCCAAAGACCAGUGCCACAGCUAUCUUUGCCCCCAUACAGCUCCAAUACAUUCCCAGCCAAAUCUGUCAAGCCUCCACCUAAGCCAGGAUCCAACAGUAUGCCUGCUGCAGAAAGUGCUAGAAACCUGUCUUCAAGUGGCUCACUACCACCACGCUUACAUCCAGGCAACACCAGCAGAUCUCCUUCACGAGGUGCAUCUGACAUAAGACCUCCAUUGCCAAUUCCUAGCAGACAGACUGUUCACCAAAUGAACAUGGAGGAAGAUGAGGACUCACUAAAUGAUGAAUGGUAUGUUGCUUAUGUUAGCCGGCCAGAAGCAGAAGCAGCUCUUCGAAAAAUAAACAAGGAUGGAACAUUCUUGGUAAGAGACAGCUCAAGAAAAACUGCAACUCACCCAUAUGUACUGAUGGUGUUGUACAGAGAUAAGGUAUACAACAUCCAGAUUCGGUAUCAGGAGCAAAAUCACAUAUAUGUGUUAGGAACCGGCUUAAAAGGAAAAGAGGAUUUUUCUUCUGUAGCAGAUAUCAUUGAUUACUUCCAAAGAACACCUCUUCUUCUGAUUGAUGGAAAAGACAGAGGUUCAAGAAAUCAGUGCAUGUUAAAAUAUGCUGCAGGACAUAUUUAAAUGAGACCUUAACAAAGAUUACAUAUAGUAUUGAAGCCUACUGAAGUUUGGAAACUUCAAGAUAUUUCCUUUUUCAGCAAACUAAAAUCAUGAAUUCAUUAAAAAUUCUUUUAAUUUUAAGGAAAAAGGACAAUGUUAUUUUUAAAUUAUGCCUUAAAUGUAGUACUCUUUAAAUCUGAUUUUCCUACAAUGUGUUUAUUACUGUCCACUAAUCAUACAGUACAUGAGAAAUCUUUAUCUUCCAACAUACAUCUUCUUGAAAUGAUUUCCAUGCCAAAUCAGAAGAUCCAGAAGUAAACACCAAUACAAGUCUCUGGAGGAAAAAGAAAAGGAAGCUAUUUUUCAGAUCAGAACUGCAGCAGCAAUUAUGUUAUUUAAAGUGAUACAGAGAAAACCCAAACCUUGUCAAAGUUUAGGAGUAGACAAAAGACAAUAAAACCCCAAUUUUUUCCCCCAAUCCACUUCCCAAGAAAUCUAACUAUGGCCACUUCUACGAAAAGACUGGGACUCCAACCUGGAUCCUAAAGACACCCAAGUUUCAGCGACACCGAAAAAAAACCCCAACCGUGGAUAUGCAGCUGCCUGUUGAGAUCCAUGUCUGUGUUAUUCAGCUAUGAAACUGUCUUUGUUCACACUUUUCUAGAAAAAUAAAAUACCUACAGAUACCAUGUUCUCUCUGCCAUUCACUGACGGCAUGUCUUAGCCCCCAAAUUGGAAUCAUGGAUCUCCUAGGAUCCUCUAACUUCACUCAGAAACAAACUUUUCUCUUCAGCUGCGUCUUUCUGACUCUCAAUUAAGCAACUACUUUUUUAUAAGACACACAUCAACAAGAUUAUCAUCAUGUGAUUCUUAAUUGGCAGAACACGCCCAAAUCUCUUAGAAAGCAGAGACACACAACCAGGCUAAACUUAGUUCCUCUUAUACAACUGCUUUCUGGUUUUACUGUAUUUUUUCAAGAAAAACAGUAACAUUCUCAGUUCUAAAAAUGUAAGUGGCAACUGAGGACCACUGAAGCAUACUAUAACACGAGGUUUUCCAUCUCCUUUGUUAAGUGGGACUUGUCCAACUCUUUGCCUCGGUUUUCUAGUAACCUUUUUUUUUUCUGACAAGACCUUGGUUUGAUAAUUAUGUUAGACUUUGUCACACUUUUCCUCCUUUAAAGCCAUUUGUGUGCCUAUCACUUGAAACACAAAUCAAAAUUCAAGGCAGAUAAAUACCUUUGUGUAAUCUAUAUAGAUUCUCAGAUAAGAUAAUCAGAUUUCACAAACAGUUUUACUUUAAAUAUGUAUGUUUUGUAAAUGUUAUCUUCCUUUCUAAUAUAUUUAGCUAGGAGCUGGAAUUCAAAGUUAGUGAAUUUCAUUUCCAUGCAACUAUCAAUAAAAAAAAAGAUGAAAAAAAAAUUGUGAAAAUUCUUCAGCUGACAAAACCUGUUUCUAGCCCAAUAUUUUUUAAAAGCUCACUACUAAUCUUGUGAAAGAAAAGUCAUUUAUAAUGUAUGUUUUUCAAAAUGUGCUAAAAUUAAGAACAACAUCCUCCAUAUUACCACUGAGUCUGUGAGCUGGAGGUUGUAAUUCUAUUCUGUUGCACUGCCUUGAAAAGUGACAACCUAGAAAUACCUCCUAUGGAAUCGUGUUUUAUUUGUUUCAAAUGAUCUCAUUAGUGAAAGCAAAAUAAAACAUAAACCAGCAUAACAAAUUGCAACACUACAUAUUUUUUUCAGCAGAGUAAAUCUUGGUUUGAUUAUUCAGGCAAAUAUAUUUUGUAUAUGAAUAAAACCACACCUCAACAUUCAAACAUGCCCACAAGUAAAGUAUGAUUGACUAUUAAUUGUAAUGAACUACACAAAAAUACCGGCUACUCAAAUUUUGGGUCAAGAAGAUUUCAGGAUAGAGUAUUUAGACUGCUAACUCCUCCUUUCUUUUGUAGCUAGGUGCAUUAGAGAGUCACUAUAGAAACUAGAAUGAAAGUACUUUCGGUUUUCCUGAGGUAAUCUGCUCUUUGGCCUCCUUCCUCAGCAACAUUUUUAGAAUGAGGAAGCCAGAUCAAAUGACAAGUUGCAGUUCCUCCUUUACUGGCUGUUUCUUAUCCCAUUUUCUGGAGCACAACUGAGAUAAGACUGCAAUGACUGGACUUAAAGUAAUCUAAAAAUCUUUUGUUACUGUUUCAGUAUGUCUUUGUUUAAAAGGAGAAAACCACAUACGAAAAAUUUCACGCCUAGUUUCCUGGAAAAACUUCAUGCCCAGUUUCCUGACCUUUCUAGUUAAUUGUAUC